Molecule: messenger RNA, 5880 nt
Organism: Podarcis lilfordi (Lilford's wall lizard)
Lineage: Eukaryota; Metazoa; Chordata; Lepidosauria; Squamata; Lacertidae
Source: the annotation of a GenBank genome assembly
GCCUGGUCUCCUCUGUGGGUGGAGCAGGGAUGGAUCUCAGAGCCCUGGUGCAUGUUGAUGACAUCAUGCAUGGAUGCCAGGGUCCAGAAGCCUCUAGCCCAGUCUAGGGUAGUUUGUUGCAAUAUGAAGCCCAAUGGUGUCAGGUAAGUGCUCUGUUUUGAAUUCCACUGUUAUCCUAAAUUCCAUGAAGCAAUCUCCCUUAGAUAUCUGGUGGUGAGUUCUCUCUAGUGACACUGCCUCUAACAUAAUAUCAUAAACAAUAAGGUAGCCUAAUCAUCUGGGCAUAAUCCACGUAUAAUUGAGCACAUUUUAUGUUUCAUUGUUUUUAAUGGGAGUGCUUGAAUCCCUUCCAUUGGAAUCAAUAUGUUUAACUUUGGUUGAAUUGCGCAUCAUACAGCUAUGUUUGGGACAGUUGUAACAAGAAGUAGAGAUUUGCACCAAAGCGGGGAGGGGGGGCUGAUCUUGCAUUUUGUACACCUAUUUAAUUCACACUUUACCACCAGACUUUAAUGCUAGUACAAGAGCUGACUAUUUCAGCUCAAGGGAACUGAAAUUUAAUACCCGUAUUUUGAACAACAAACAAUCAUGCCUCUCUGGCUGCUAAAGAAAUUGAAUCAAGGGUCUUUUUCUUUUUUACUGUCUGUUAUAAACUGUAGGGGAAAGGAUGCACACAAUCUAAAUUCUAUAUCCUGGCUGCACUUUAUCACCACAUUGAAAAUAUGUGAAUAGCCCCUUCUCUCUUUUUUUAUCGGUUUACAAAAUCAUAUUAUCCUUACUUAAGCACCGAGCAAUAAAGCUGCCCUCUAUUGGAAAAAAUGCAUUUUUCCCUCCCCAAAUUUGUUUGCCAGCAUGCUUCUUCCUCCCCACAGGUGUGUUAUAAUAUGCAAAUGAGAGGUUUAUUUAGUGUGUGGAUAAAAGAGCUUUUUAAGUCCUCGUUCCUUCUAACAUCUUAACGGCUAUGCAGUUUCUUACAAAAUAUGUUUUAUCGUUUCAAGAAAUGCUGUUAACCUCGCAGUUUUAAAACUGAAUGAACAAGGCCUCUUGGACAAAUUGAAAAACAAAUGGUGGUACGACAAAGGAGAAUGUGGCAGCGGGGGAGGUGACUCCAAGGUUAGCCUCAAUGUCACCAAAGCGGGUAAACAGUAUGUAGAGUAAUUGGUGCAUCUGCUGGGGCUCUUUCCUUCCUUGCCACGAAAUCCUUGACAGCAUUGAUAAAAAAGCAAAAGACCAACAUCCAGAUGUGUGCAAUUACUGUCAAAGCAAAAAUAUUUGCAUCCUUGUUUUGAGUCUCAAGCCCAACUUAUUGGCCUGGGAAUCCAAAUCGUCAUUUUGCAUGUCAUACCUGGAAUCUCUACAUAUUAAAAAAUCAAAACAGACUUGACGCAAAAGUUGGUAGGGACAAAGCAGGUUGGUGAACAUGCAGCGGAAGACAUUAGCACAUCACAGCAGACAAGAUCACAAGAGCCCAACUAGCUCCCUGUCUCUCCAGGUGAAUGACUUAGGCUGCUUAUCCAUCACUAACUGGUUUUUACUGGAGCUGGAGGUUGGUGGGCCAACUUAUUUUGUUUAAUUUAUUAAAUUUAUGUCCUGCCCCUCCUCCCAAAAGAGCAGAAGGGAGCAAACACGCAGGCCAGAAAGCAAUUAAAAAAUUUAAUAAAUCAGUUGCAGCACAAAUGCAUACAGGGGAAGAUCUCUCCUUAAAAGGCUUGUUGGAAGAGGAAGGUUUUCAGUAGGCCACAGAGACAGCACCAGUCUUUCAUUGAAAAAGAAAGUCCCCAUGGCUACAGUCACUACUUCAUCCAAAAAACUCUCUUUAACUCUUGGGUGGGUGGCAACUAGCAGGCCAGCUAGUUGCAGGGGCCAGACUUUGCCUGGAUAGCCUCAUUUCUAUGAUUUCCCUUUAGAGCACACCAACACAAAAGUGGAUUUAUUGUUGUGGUUUCUGCAAAUGAAACCUGGAAACCGUAGUUUUGUGAGAGUGGGGCCCAAGCUCUGGUGCACAAGUUGUCCCCUGAACACUAGCAUUGUGGCAUAAUUGGGGGGGGGGGUAAUGUUUUUGUUUGUUAGUAUGUUGUGUUAUUUUUGGGCCUUGAUAUGUAAACCACCUUGUGAUCCUUGGAUGAAGGGCAAAAUAGACAUUUAAGAAAUUAAUAAAUCAAUCUUGAUUUUAUGAUCCACUCUACCUGCUCAAAGUGUCAUUCAGUUCCCAUAGGAAAGAAAACUCAUAUAAACAUCAUGUGAUUGCAGGUGCUUCCUUUAUAAUAAUAAUAAUAAUAAUAAUAAUAAUAAUAAUAAUAAUAAUUUAUAUAUAUAUAAAUUAUAUUAUAUAUAUUAUAUUAUCUUUAUAUUAUAAGCCCAGUGCAACUCAAAGAAAUGGCCUGGUUCAGCAGGGUUUUGAUUUAUAGACCUGGGGACACAGAACAUACUGCGCUCUAAGCACAGCUUCCUAAUAUUUUUUAAUGAAAUUUGUAGGCCACUCACCAUCACCAAAGGAUCCCAUCCAUAACAUAAACAUCAUGAUGCAACGAAAUUAAAUAAAAAUCAGUUUAAAAGUAUAGCAGCAAUCAGUGCAGCAUACAAUAACGUUCAGGUGUCAGCCAUUUUUACCGACUUCCUCUAAACACCCAGCGGAAUAAUCAGGUCUUUAGUUGGUGAUAUAAAAACUAUCAAGGUGAUAUCAAAACUAUCAUACCCUCCAUGGAGCUAUAUCCUCCCUGCUUACUGAAAUAUACAACUUCCCAGCUUUGGUCUGCCACCUAAAUUGUCCAGUAGAUAUUUUGCUCAAAUGUCAGGCUAAGUGAGUUUGAGGACAACGGAUAGGCAAUCUGGUAAUCAGGUGCUUCCUUGUUUGGACAUUUUUAAAAAAAAGUGGAAACAUUUCCAACAUCUGGUUGUGUUUUAUUGGUCAGCCACUGAAUGUCGGUGAAAGCCAAUAGUUUUGGGUUCACAGUAAUUGCACGCAAUUUUUUCCCAAGCCUUCCCCAGCAGUAUGUGCCCAUUACCUGAAGCGAUGGAGCAGGUCCCAGUCGUAUGUCUGUCUCUAACCCUGUGCACGACAUAAGCAGCCUCUGUGGCCUCCGCUCCGUCACUUUGCAAUGCGAUUCUAUGUAGUUUUACUUGAAUAACAUAAAAUAACAUAUAUAAUGUUAUUUAUGUUAUUUCCCACGUGAAGAACUCCUGUAAACCUUGCCGUUCUGAAACUCAGUGAGGCAGGCGUCUUAGACAAGCUGAAAAACAAAUGGUGGUACGAUAAAGGGGAAUGUGGACCCAAGGACUCUGGAAGCAAGGUCAGUCGCUGCAGUUCGGGACCCGCUAUUGUGUUCACGAGGGAGCUAAUGUUCACGUAGGAAUGGAAAUAAAUGAGCUAUUGAACAGGCACCGCACAGAAGGCGCUUAUCCUUUCCCUCCCAACCCCAGGGGGGCAAGAUGAAGUGGUCGCUUGGAUUUGUAAACCCUGCAUGAGAAAUGCAACACAUAGUCAAAGCAUUAAUUAAAGCCCUUCAACACCAGCUUCAUCCCAGGCAUGUCCCCAAAUGCCAAACCCUUAACUUGCUUUUUAAAAAAAGAUGCUCCGGUUUAUACAAGGGCAUGGUAGCACCUCAGUUAUGGAGCACUCACUGAACAUGCUUUUCUAAAAGGUCUUCUGUUGAUGGACUUACAUAGAAUUGUAGAGUUAGAAGGGAGUCUGAGGAUCAUCUAGUCCAAUGCAGGAAUAUACAGGGGUCAAGCCUGCAGCCUUGGGGUUAUCAGCACCACGCUCUAACCAACUUGAACCACUUAGGUUCAGAAUGGUCCUGUUGAUCAGUUUUAGAAAUGAUUGCAAGAUCUGCAGAUUAUAUUGCAUUGUGUUAUAUUUAAUAUACUGUAACCCUGAUCAUGUCUGGUGGACCUUCACCCCACCAACAUCUGGCAGUACCUCCAUGUCAACUUGACUCCUGCCACUCCACAUUUUAAAAAGGAAGGCCAUCUCUCUUGACGGUGUUUUGCAAAUCUAACAAGUUUGGAGGCAGAUUAAAAUGUUAUGUUCCUCGCCCAUCCCACCCCCACCCACCCCCGCGCAACAUGAACAACAUGGGAAGAUGUUCAUCCUACACCUGCCCAGCCAUUAGUUGGAACAUUGAAUAAUGCAUCUUUAAAUUAAACUAUUUCAGCAACUGAACUCGGCGCUCAUCAUGGUGUGCGAAUUCCACAUAGCUCAGAAUAAAAAAAAUUAAGUCUUACUCUCAGCCCAUUUUUUAAUAAGUGUUUAUUUCUACAUGCAUGCCUGCAUAAAUUGCUUAAUUAGGAGUAUAGCAAUGGGCGGUAUAAUGUCAAAUCCUUUUUUAAAAAAGUCUAAAGUAUUAUGAUGUACAAUUACAUGCAUCUUUCUGAAAUCCUGAAAUGUCAAGUGUGCAGUCUCGCGUUCAUGCCAUUCGCUCAUUCAAAUCGGCAGUGAAUUGUGGCCACACGAACUCACAGGAUGGAAAGCCUCCACCAAUUUGAAAUGCUUACUUAACACUAAGAUUAAUGCCUUAAAUUAAAAACGUAAUGGAUUUUUAAAAAAUUACGUAUCUAACAAUUUACCGCAUCAGCACUGCAAUCCCUUAGUGAGAAGAGGUCAUAGCUCAUUGGCAGAGCAUCUCUUUUGCAUGCAGAAGAUCCCAUGUUAAAUCUCUGCCAUGGUAGAACUAAGAGAGAGUCCUGUCUGAAACACCUGAGCACGGCCAGUCAGUGCAGAACACUGACCCAGGUGGACCAAGUCUGAAUCAAUACAAGGCCGCUUCCUCUGAUAUUAACAAUAAGUACUUUAAACAACAACCCUGAGAGAACCAGGCAAGCCAGUGGUCCCGAUCCAGAGCAUGCUGCUACGCUUGUUUGUGGACUUGUGCAGAUGCAGCGAGACUGUUCCCUGAAUUUCCAACGCUCCAGGCCCCUCUCCCUCUCCACCAUAUUGCAAGUCCUUCCCAAACCAGGCAACUUUCUCCUUUAACAGUAUAGUAGGAAGGCUGUUCUUCGUGAGGAAAGACUCAUUUGUCUCCUAGCUCACAUCCUACACGAGGCUCGGGAGCUGUGACAGGAAAUUUGUUUGCCUGAAUUUUAAAAAGUGUUUAAAUGUAACGGACAUUUAGCCUUUUAUUUAACCAGCAGUUGGAAGACCGGUCUGGUGUUUUCUUUUCCAAAUAAAUAUAUCGGAGCAUAUUUAUCCUAAAAGGAGCCAUGCCAUAGAUCAGUUAGGCUACUUAAUGAUCCUCUAACAACCCCGAGUUCAGGCCACCAUUAAACGUCAAGUCGAGAGAGGAUAGAUAUGCUUUAUUGACGCUGCGGUUAAUUGUGGUAGACUAUUUCACCGCCGUUCAUUACCGAGGGGCUAAUUGCAUCCGAAAGUAUUGGUUAAGCACAUGUAAUCUUUCGUAGCAUUUUGCUUCUAAAAACAAACUGUUUGCUUAUAUACGUAUGUUUGUUUUGCAAGCCAGGGCAGGCCAAUUAUCUCGGAAGACGUUUGUCAGUGCCUGUCUUCCCCUCCUCCCUUUCCCCGUGUAUUUCAAUGAAGCCGUCGCUUAUGCCUCUGUACUUGUACCGUACUGUUUUGUUUGUUUGCUCUCCGGCCGCCUGGCGCCUCUGAUCUGACACGCACACCCCUUUUUGUUUCCCCAGGACAAGACGAGCGCCCUGAGUCUCAGCAAUGUUGCGGGCGUCUUCUACAUUCUGGUUGGAGGCCUGGGCCUGGCUAUGCUGGUGGCUUUGAUAGAGUUCUGUUACAAAUCCAGGGCAGAGGCGAAGAGAAUGAAGGUGGCAAAGAGUGCACAGACUUUUAAUCCAACUUCCUCGCAGAAUACCCAGAAUUUAGCAACUUAUAGAGAAGGUUACAACGUAUAUGGAACCGAGAGUGUUAAAAUUUAG